GUUACUCUUUCUCUCUCUCCCAUUCCUUGUUUCUUUAUAUGUCGGUUGUGAGGUGAAGCUCUUGAACCAUGCUCACAGGCUAUACCUUGAAUUUUUCUGGUAUGUUUUCUCUAUAGGAGCUUUGAAGUUCACUCUCUCUGCUACAGGAAAUGUCAAUGGAGACGAUUUCUCUGCAUCCUAGCAGUAUACGUUGGCCAUAUAAAACCAUUUGGUUUUCAGUUUUCACAUUAUUCUUACUUGAAAAUAUUAAGCAGAUUUCAUCAGCUUCCGACUACUUGAUUGGUCUUGGAAGCUAUGAUAUAACAGGGCCAGCUGCAGAUGUUAACAUGAUGGGGUAUGCUAGUCUCGAACAGAUUGCUUCUGGAGUUCACUUCAGGUUACGAGCUCGUGCUUUUAUUGUUGCAGAACCGAAGGGAAAUCGUGUAGUAUUUGUGAAUCUUGAUGCCUGCAUGGCCUCUCAAAUUGUUACUAUUAAACUACUUGAAAGAUUGAAAGCAAGGUAUGGAAACCUUUAUACAGAGCAGAAUGUAGCCAUUAGUGGCAUUCACACUCAUGCUGGGCCUGGAGGCUAUCUCCAAUAUGUUGUUUACAUUGUAACAUCUCUUGGAUUUGUGCGCCAGUCAUUUGAGGUUAUUGUUGAUGGCAUUGAGAAAAGUAUUAUUCAAGCUCAUGAGAAUCUUAGACCUGGAUCAAUUUUUGUGAAUAAGGGAGAGAUCUUAGAUGCUGGUGUGAAUCGGAGUCCUAGUGCUUAUCUCAACAAUCCAGCAGCUGAGCGCAGUAAGUACAAGUAUGAUGUGGAUAAAGAAAUGACUCUCAUAAAGUUUGUGGAUGAUGGCUGGGGACCAAUAGGUAGCUUUAACUGGUUUGCAACUCAUGGAACUUCUAUGAGUCGAACAAACUCACUAAUAAGUGGUGACAACAAAGGUGCUGCUGCUCGCUUUAUGGAGGAUUGGUUUGAACAUAAAGGUUUUGAUAGUUUGUAUUUCAAUGAGUCAGGAACUGACAGAAUCCCUCGCAGGGUCUCAAGCAUAGUUAUGAAUCCCAAUGGACAUCGGAAUGAGUUAACAAAACUUGCUGCCUCCUUUCAGUCUUCUAAAGGACAACCUGUGACAAAGCUUUUGACUGUUGCAAAAAGGGUCAGGAAUUCUCUAAGGAAUACCGAAAAGCCUCAAUUUGUAUCUGCAUUCUGUCAAUCAAAUUGCGGCGAUGUAAGUCCCAAUGUCCUGGGUGCAUUUUGCACAGAUACUGGCCUUCCAUGUGAUUUUAAUCACAGUACCUGCAAUGGUAAAAAUGAAUUGUGCUAUGGCCGCGGACCAGGUUAUCCUGACGAGUUUGAGAGUACCCGUAUAAUUGGAGAGAGGCAGGUUAGAAAAGCAGUGGAGCUCUUUCAAAAAGCAACCGAGAAGCUGAAAGGGAAGAUCAGGCACAAGCAUGCAUACAUAGACUUUUCCAACUUAAAGGUCUCACUUUCACAAGUGGAAGGGGACAAUAAGGUGGUCAACACAUGCCCUGCUGCCUUGGGGUUUGCAUUUGCAGCAGGAACGACUGAUGGACCUGGAGCUUUUGAUUUCAAGCAGGGGGAUGACAAGGGGAAUGCCUUCUGGAGAUUGGUGAGGAACGUGCUGACAACACCAACUCAGGAGCAGAUCAACUGUCAGCAUCCGAAGCCUAUCCUUCUUGAUACUGGGGAAAUGAAGGAACCAUAUGACUGGGCUCCCUCGGUACUUCCAGUUCAGAUUUUCCAGAUUGGGCAACUUGUCAUUCUCAGUGUUCCUGGAGAAUUCACAACCAUGGCAGGCAGGCGCCUUCGUGAUGCUGUUAAGACUGUGCUUACUUCAGGAGUAAGCAAAGAAAGAAAUGUCCAUAUAGUCAUUGCAGGGCUGACAAAUACAUAUUCACAGUAUGUAACCACUUUUGAGGAAUACCAGGUUCAGCGAUACGAGGGGGCCUCAACUCUUUAUGGACCUCACACACUUGAAGCUUACAUUCAAGAGUUCAAGAAGCUAGCAGCUGCUGUCAUCACCGACGAAGUUGUUGAACCAGGACCACCUCCUCCAGAUCUCUUAGAGAAACAAAUCAGCUUACUACCUCCUGUUGUGGUUGAUGCAACCUCUCCAGGUGUAAAUUUUGGUGAUGUUAAAACUGAUCUCCCUCCAAAUUCCACAUUCAAAAGGGGUCAGAUGGUUUCAGUCACCUUCUGGUCUGCCUGUCCCAGGAAUGACCUUAUGACUGAAGGAACGUUUGCACUGGUUGAGAUCCUCCAGAACCAGAAAACAUGGAUUCCAGCCUACGACGACGAUGAUUUCUGCCUACGUUUCAGGUGGUCGAGGCCUGAGAGACUUAGUCCUCAGAGCUUUGCAACCAUUGAAUGGAGAAUCCCACAAUCAGCUGUUGCCGGUGUAUACAGGAUCACACAUUUUGGUGCUUCAAAGGCACUUUUAGGAUCUAUCAGUCAUUUUACAGGUUCUUCUAGUGCAUUUGUAGUGGCAUAAAGGAGGAUUCAAUACAUAUUAGACAUGGAAGUCGAUGUUAGUCAUACAUUGAGUGUGUUUGUUUACACAUUACACGGCCAAAAAAAGCUAAAAUAGCAGCUUACUUAGAAAUAAACAACUGAAAAUAUCGACCAAAGUUUGGUUAUUUUACUUUA
This is a messenger RNA of Ziziphus jujuba (common jujube), 2647 nucleotides long. RefSeq names its product neutral ceramidase 2. The transcript is spliced from 10 exons. Gene Ontology annotation, molecular function: N-acylsphingosine amidohydrolase activity. Bases 150 to 2492 code for a protein of 780 amino acids. Gene Ontology annotation, biological process: sphingosine biosynthetic process; ceramide catabolic process; long-chain fatty acid biosynthetic process. The record is from RefSeq and is a predicted model, not a curated record. Gene Ontology annotation, cellular component: extracellular region. NCBI's taxonomy places the organism in Eukaryota, Viridiplantae, Streptophyta, Magnoliopsida, Rosales, Rhamnaceae.